AGAGAGAGAGAGAGCUGAUUGGCUACCUGCUAUUUCUCUCCCUCUCUCUCUGCUCUAUAUUCCCAUCCCCGAUGAUUUAUCAAUGAGUUCUUUAGGGUUUAAAGGAAAAACCUUCCUCCAUCAGAGGAUAUUUAAUAAAGCGCGAGGAGACAGUAGACGGGAGCGCGCACACAUUUCAACAAGAAGACACGCAUAGUACUUAUUUUUGUCUUUGCAUGAAAACCCCUGGGAUAUUAUUUUAUUAUUAUUUCAUAGUGACAUUUAGAUAAAAAGGAAUCCACCCUCCUCAAAAGAUCCUGGACGCCUUUUUUUUCCACUUUGUAAUUGACGAGGACGACGUGAUUUUUUUAUGGUUGGAGAUGAUGUGUGGGAGUGAAAGUGGCUUGGUGUCGGCGCUCCUCGCUCUUCUCCGUUCCGUGGCUCCGGCGCUGCUGCUGCUUGCGGUGUCGCGGUGGCUGUGGGCGCGCAGGUGGAGCGGCGCCCGGGACAAGACGUGCGCGCUCCCGCUGCCAGAGGGAUCAAUGGGCUGGCCACUGAUCGGAGAGACGUUCCACUGGCUAUUCCAGGGCUCCAGCUUUCACAUCUCCAGGCGAGAGAAACAUGGAAACGUCUUUAAAACCCACCUUCUGGGGAAGCCCGUGAUCCGUGUGACUGGCGCUGAAAACAUUCGUAAGAUCCUGCUCGGUGAACACACACUGGUGAGCACGCAGUGGCCGCAGAGCACCCGCAUCAUUAUUGGACCAAACACCGUCAACUCUGUGGGUGAGCUGCACAAGAAAAAAAGAAAAAUCCUGGCGAGUGUGUUCAACCAGACAGCACUGGAGACCUAUCUGUCACGUCUUCAGGAUGUGGUAAAGGGCGAAAUCAGCAAGUGGUGUGCUGAAGCUGGCCCUGUAGAAGUUUAUACUGCUGCAAGGUCACUCACGUUCCGCAUCGCUGUGCGUGUCCUGCUGGGCCUGAAGCUUGAUGAACAGCACAUCACACACCUCUCGAAGACCUUUGAGGAGCUAAUGAACAACCUGUUCUCUCUGCCUGUCGAUGCACCUCUCAGUGGCCUGCGCAAAGGGAAAAAAGCACGAGACGUUCUUCAUGCAGAGAUGGAGCUCAUCAUCAAAGAGAAACUAAAGAAGCAGAAUACAGAUGAUUACUGCGAUGCUUUCGACUACAUGCUGAGCGCUGCAAAGGAACACGAUUACAAUCUGACAAUGCAGGAACUCAAGGAAACAGCGGUGGAACUGAUUUUUGCCGCACACUCCACCACUGCGAGCGCGUCCACGUCGCUCAUACUUCAGCUGAUGCGCCAUUCCGAAGUCACAGAUCGAGCAAGGGCCGAACUGGAGGCUGAAGGCUUGAUUGUGGAUGCUCCCAGUUACUCUUGUUCUUGCUUUAAUGAAAACAGUAGCACAAGCUCAAACAGUACGGCUGAAAAGUGUAUAAAUCAUAUGACACGGCACCAUCUCAUAUCCAAACCUCUGCUUGAAAAAACAACCUGCCCUGAUAGGCAAGAAGGCCAUCGAUCGUGGAUCAGUGUCCCAUACUUGAGGCUGGAGAAACUCAAUCAGCUGUGCUACUUGGACUGUGUGGUGAAGGAGCUGCUAAGAUUUCUCCCACCGGUGUCAGGGGGAUAUAGGACAGUUCUGAAGACGUUCGAGCUGAAUGGUUACCAGAUCCCAAAAGGAUGGAGCGUCAUGUACAGCAUCCGGGACACGCACGAGACGUCUCCUGCCUACUCAAGCCCUGAGCUGUUCGACCCUGAGCGCUUCCUUGCUGACCGGGACGAGAGCAAGAACAGUCGGUUCAGUUAUGUGCCAUUCGGUGGUGGCGUUCGCAGAUGCAUCGGCCGCGAGCUUGCUUUGUUGAUUCUCAAAACACUCGGCGUGGAGUUGCUGGCCACAGCCGAAUGGACAUUAGCCACGGAGAAUUAUCCCAAAAUGCAAACAGUGCCCAUUGUUCACCCAGUCAACGGACUGCAUGUCCAUUUCAACUACAGAAAUCAUGCCAGUGGAAGAAACCGCAGGGAAUCCACACACAUAUAAAAAAAAAAAAACACCCUAUAUAUAUCAGUUACUUUAUUUCUGAACUGCAUUAAAGUGCUUUUCACUAUUCCAUUAAUAAAAUCAGCCCACAGGAGAUGGCUAAAGUACAUUUCAAAAAGAACUAAUCCUAAUCGAAUGAAUAAACUAGUCAAUAAAUGUUUUUAGAAAGGAAAAAUAGAUUUAAAUAAGAACAAGGACAAAUGCAUUUAAAUUGUCCUGAUCAUUGGGUGACAAAAGACUGGAGACUGGUAUAAUAGAACUGAUACUGCAGAGCCCAUACACAGCAAUUUCUAAUAAGAAGAAAUCUCUAAAUGUUCGAUGAGCUAAAUAAGCAUCCUGGAACAUGUGUCUCAAGGCAAAUAUUGUUGUAGUAGUGAACUGCUUUUUUCAGGCUGCUAACAGUUGGUUCAAAAUGCAUAGUCCUAUGGUCAGACAAGUACUAUUUAGAUGAGAUAAGAUUCACAGACAGUUUGUUAAUGUUGAAGGAGGACACCUAUAAGAAUUGUGAUUAACAACAAUUUGUUUUUGCAAUAUACUGAAUACAUUUUCAGCUCAAAUCAGUUAAAAUGUAAACCUUUAUUAUUAUUAUUAUUAUUAUUAUUAUUAGUAUUAAUAAUAUUAAUUAUCAGUAGAUCGAUUAAACGUAAUUAUUAUUAAGUGUUAAACAACUUACCAAAAUUGGCAGACCAUCCAAUUUAAUUCGAGCAAACUGGAACAGAUAGAGAAAUUGUUUUUCUCUAAUUGUUUGUUUGGUUUACUUCAUCUAGGCCAUUGUCUUGCUGCAUGAUAAAGAGCCUCACAACUUAAUUAGAUGCAUUUCCCUGUUAAGUGGCUAAAUUCAUUCAUGAAUCCCAUUAUUAACAAAGAUUCAAUUUCAGUGAGCCAAGUCUAGAAGCAGAAAAGCAAGGACAAAUCUUUAACUGUCCCUCCAAAAUGAUUGACCAGUGAGCUGGUGUAUUUUGGCUCAUUAACAAAUCCUUUUGGCUCAUUAACAAAACCCAAAAGUCUUCAGUGUAUAGCAAAAACAAAAGAGUUGGCCUUGCAGUUCCGAAACUUUCUGAAAGAAAUGCAUGUAAAGCCAUCAUACCAAACAUUCCUUCGCUAUUAUAACAUCAUAUUUAAAUACAAAAUUAAUUAUUGUUAAACUUUAUUAAAACCACUUGCUUUAGGGCUUGAGCAUUACUUGGUCACAUGACCAUAACAUUCCGAAAGUCCCUAGAAGCAUUUUCUCCAACAUGUCCCUUUAAAGAUAAUUUAUAUUAUUGUUCUGAUGAGGUUGUCAUUGUAGAUGCAUGUACAUACAAUUGACUGACAUGAUGGACUCAUGUGAAACUAAAAUACGUGAAACACACCAGUAAUAACUAUAUAACCUCAUCUCCCCAUGUCAACCUAAUCCAGAUGGGGCUUUAAAGUGUACUUAAACAUCUGUAUAACCUUUAAUUAUUAACCAAGCUCUUGUUUAGAAGAAAACACUCUUUUUAUCACACUUUGUUUUUACUUUCAUGUGUAAGUGAUCUAUUAACAAAAUGUGGUUUUGUUUGGUAAAUGAAGUAGGAAUUUAAAUAAGCUUUAUUUAUGAUUAAUUUUUAAGUAGAGAAAAUACAAAUCUGUAGUUGCUAGGCUUACUACAUUAACCUGGAAAUGCUAUUUUUAGUGCUGGCUUCCAGAUGUUUACGGUAGAAAUGUAGAAAUGUGAUAUUAGUUCACAAUGGGUGAACAUGCUAUUAAUUAACUCUUCAUUUAUCCCAGAUGUCUACAAUAGUAUGUUCAUGUAUGGCAUUUUUUCUCACUGUGUUAACAUGCGUAGAAAUGUGCAUUAGCUUCACACAUAGUUAACAGGCUAUUAAUUAUAUUGCAAACUGUGAAUAAAGGUCCUUUUGGAAGGAUCUGUCUAAAACAGGGAAGGAGAAACCAGCAGCACUUUUACACUUUUAUUUGUAUAUUUGUAAUAAUAAUUUGUAUGUGAGGUUUUUUUUUUUUCUAGAGUUGGUGCAUGUCUCCAUGGACAUUUAUUCAGUAUUCUUUAUUAUCUCUAUUAUAUUGGUCUUUAAAUAUGCCUAUGGCUGACUGGCAUUCAGUGUUUCUCCUGCUAAGUAAGACUGCUUAAUAAAAAAUGUGUAUGGUU
Silurus meridionalis is the source of this 4161-nucleotide messenger RNA. It is a transcript of the gene cyp26c1, whose product is annotated as cytochrome P450 26B1. The record is from RefSeq and is a predicted model, not a curated record. Gene Ontology annotation, biological process: sterol metabolic process. NCBI's taxonomy places the organism in Eukaryota, Metazoa, Chordata, Actinopteri, Siluriformes, Siluridae. Gene Ontology annotation, molecular function: oxidoreductase activity, acting on paired donors, with incorporation or reduction of molecular oxygen; monooxygenase activity; iron ion binding.